AUGUUGAUCUCAAGCCCGAGUGUCCAGCUUGAGAGAGAUAACACCUAUCUACCUGAGGUUUGGACAUGGUAUGCCAUCGGAGUUACUGUUAUUCUGCUUCGGUUUGCUGUGCGGAUCCGUAUCUUCGGUAUAAGGGGGCUCCAAGGCGACGAUUACCUUUCUAUCUUGGCAUUCGUCUUGUAUACUGUCAAUGUUGUCAUUGUCCAGAUCACAUACUAUACUGGAGGCAAUAUCGACGUAGAUCCGAAUGGUGUAUCACUGUCACAGGAAGACAUUCGUAUUCUCACGCUUGGAUCCAAAAUGGAGUUUGCCUCGUGGUAUUCAUAUCCUGGGACCCUAAAGUUUACAGUCUUGCUUUUCUAUAAGCGCCUUACACUUGGGGUCAUGCGCGAGAAAACGCUUCAUUUCCUCCUCUGGGCCUGUGGCACAUCGUACCUCGCGCUGGCCCUGAGUGUUUCUUUUACAUGCCGGCCAUACUCCCACAACUGGCAGAUCCAGCCUUUGCCCGGUCCCGAAUGCACUUUCCGACCUCAGAACUUCUGGAUACUCGUCGUGCUGAAUGUUACCACCGAUGCCGCCAUCAUGUCGAUCCCAAUCCCCAUGUUCUGGCAACUCCGCACGUCGCUGCGGCGAAAGAUAGGGCUGAUGAUGCUGUUCUCCUCGGGUAUAUUCAUUAUAAGUACCGCUAUUGUGCGCGCAGUUCUAACCAUCGGUGGCAAGCCUUCUGUGAUCAAUAUCAAUCGUUGGGGGUUCAGAGAAACUGCGGUGGGACUCAUUGCCGUGACGGCACCGGUCCUUGUCCCCCUAUUCCGGCGGAGCUUCUGGCAGCGUGGCGACUUUGUGAGGCAUCGUCAUCGUGGCCAUGAAAUACCACCGCACAAGCCUCGUAAUCCUGAGUUCGGGCAUUGGCUUGGGACGCUGGAGUUAAGGGAGGUGGAGGAAGGGCAACAUCAUCGACCUAUGAAUUCUGCUGGCGCCGCCGAAUAG
Molecule: messenger RNA, 987 nt
Organism: Pseudomassariella vexata
Lineage: Eukaryota; Fungi; Ascomycota; Sordariomycetes; Amphisphaeriales; Pseudomassariaceae
Exons: 5
Coding region: 1-987 (328 amino acids)
Source: RefSeq, a predicted model, not a curated record